This is a messenger RNA of Meloidogyne enterolobii, 822 nucleotides long. The record is from the annotation of a GenBank genome assembly. NCBI's taxonomy places the organism in Eukaryota, Metazoa, Nematoda, Chromadorea, Rhabditida, Meloidogynidae.
AUGGUGUCCACCCACGAAAAUUUCCCUACACAAAAAUUUUUUUUAUUUUCAGAUGGAAUGAAUGUAACAGUCAUUAAUGAUCGGUCCGAAAAUUAUAUCCGCAAUCAACUCGUCAUUUUUGAUCGAAAAUGGGUUUCACAGUUGCGUUUCUUUUUUGGUACCGAAUUUGAUAGAUUGUUUAUUCAUCAAAACUCAGUGGGAAAAAUGCUUGAUGAAGAGCUUGUUUUAAUUAGCAUUAAAGAUAUGGAACUUGCAUUAAUGGGGCGGUUAAAGAAAAUAUCAAAUUUUGUAGAAGAGAAGGAAAGCGAAGAGAAAAAUGAAGUGAAAAAUGAGGGAGAAAAAUCAUUUUUGAAUUUAAUUUAUGAAAUUGCAGUUUUGGGUGUUUUAUAUGAAAAUUAUGAUAAACCGAUAGUUGUUGUUGGUGUUCGUGAAAAUCAACACAAUUCGAACGAGUUGAUACCCGAUGAAAUUAUUUCAGCUUUUCGAGCAAAGGGGUUGAAUAAAACUAAAAUUGGAAGUAAAAAAGUGGGGAUACAUUUUGAUCUUCUUUUCUGUGCUGGUGGUGCAAAUGAUAAAAUACGUGAUAAAAUUUUGGGUAGUUUUUGUUUAAUUUUGGAGAUUUUAAAAAUAAGAGGGCAAGGGACCGGCAUGGGACCUUUACUGAGGUUGUGUCUCGGUGGUGCCCCUAACGCUAUGAAAAAUGAAGCUCCGGACAGGCAUCGAUACAGCGACAUGGAAGUUAUUGCUAGGAGCUUUCGCUCACCACGUAAAGGUGCUCUACCGACUGAGCUACCGGGGCGCUGCUUUCACCCUCUCUUCUAA